AUGCGAUCGCGGCUCCUUCGACCCUCUUCGGUGCACGGCCGGGGAUCCGCUGUGCCCGUUCUACCUUCCUUGUCGAGCUCGCUCUCUCUGGAUGCCAACUGCGCGUCAUCCUGCCGAAACACAGCUCCUCUCCUGCGCGCAUGUCGGCGACCCUGUUGGCCCUGCGCCGCUCUCUCAGCCGCGGGCGCUGUGCGGCCGUGGGACUCCUCCUCCUCGUCGCUCUCAGCCGGCGUGCUCGCUCAGCUGUGUCAGAAACGAUUUGUGCGGCCGAAUCAAGGAAGAAAUGACUACAGGCAAGUCGGCGGGAAGAAGCGCAGUCAAGGCGUGGAAGUGCUCCCUGAAACCAUUCGACUCCUCAUCGAGACGCGACAAGCUGCUGCAGCAGGCUGCUCUGCGGGCCUUCAUCUCCUUCCAAGAAAUGCCGAUGGAACUCUGGACACCGCAGCUUGGCGCAGCAACUCCCGCUUCCCCAUCACUGAGGCUCUGCGCCUGCCGACAAUUGCGGAAGUGAAUGCACCGCUGGAGCCCUCGGACGAGCGAAGCAGAGGCCGCGACGAUGCGCGGCGGCGUUCAUCUGGCAAGAAGGAAGACAUCGAAACAGAUUCGGAUGACUCUCCUUCGCCUCUCAAAGGCGUUCAGCGGCCAGAACGCAUGCGGGGGCUGCAUAAAGUCGCCCUGCACUGUGGAGAUAUUUCUCGUCUUCGGGUCGACGCGACGGUCAUGGGAGCUGUGCGGUCUUUCAAGCCCAUCGGAGAGGGCCGGGGCUUCACAGGCUGCUCUGCUCUGCUGGAAGGCGCUGGACCGUCUCUACCCCUCUUCGUCGCGCAGCAGCGUCAGCAGCUCGGCGAGGAGUUGCUGCACACGCCCGUGCGCGGGGACCCUUCCAGCGCACAAACCGUCGCUGCCGCGGCCGUGCGGGCGCUCAGGCGGGGCGUUCACCACUUCAGCGCCUCCAUCGUGCCCGCCCCGCUGCGAUCGGCGUCCACUGUCCCUUCGAAGGCGGAGGCGGAAGAAAUGCCGAUUAUGGAGCUCGCUGAAGUUGCAGCGCGUGCCGCUCGUUUAGCCGGUGCAGCCGGAAGCAAGGCGCGAGCGGGCGAGGGGCUUUCGUUCCCCAGCCAGGCAAGGGGCGCGCAUCGAAUCAGCGACGGAGUGACUGCCGGCGCUCGUGCCGGCGGCCCCAGGGACGGGAUAGCCGUGCGCGAACCCGCCCUCGACCCUUCGCAGCUGUCGCCCCCAGGAGCCGUCUUGGUUUCCCCUGGGUUUAGCUUGCCCUCCAGCUUCCUUGUGCAUGUUGUGGAGCCCAACGCAGUCCUUUCCAACCAGCAAAUGCUGGAUGCUCUGUUUCGCUUGGAAGAGAGGGAGGCGCUUCGCCGAAAACAGAGACAGCUUGCGAACCUCAAUGCGUCUCAGCCGUCUGACGAGGCGUCGAGCGACGAGGAUGACGACGAGGACUCGGCAGACGCCUCGCCAACGGAGUGGCGCCAAGGCGACGAAGGACUCGAGCUGGGCGCGCAGCGGAUGCAGUUGCUAGAAGAAUGCUAUAUCAAUGCUUUGAAUGCAGCCUGGGCGCUAGGCGUGCGUUCGGUGGCGCUGCCAUGCCUCGGCGCUGGUGUGGGACGCUUCCCGGUCUUCAUCGCUGCAAGGUGUGCCGCCAGGGGGGUUGCGAGGUGGAUGGAGGAGCAAAGAGAGCUUGAAGGACGUGAAAGUAAGGACGGUGACAAAUCAAAGGAGUUUGAUAGAAUCGUGUUCUGCACCUCGAGUGAUAUUGAAUGGAACGCACUCAGGAAAGUGAUACCUCAGUUUCUGUCGUAA
Besnoitia besnoiti is the source of this 1812-nucleotide messenger RNA. RefSeq lists its product as uncharacterized. The transcript is spliced from 3 exons. The record is from RefSeq and is a predicted model, not a curated record. The coding region runs from base 1 to 1812 and encodes 603 amino acids. Lineage: Eukaryota; Apicomplexa; Conoidasida; Eucoccidiorida; Sarcocystidae.